Linum tenue is the source of this 1624-nucleotide messenger RNA. The record is from the annotation of a GenBank genome assembly. Lineage: Eukaryota; Viridiplantae; Streptophyta; Magnoliopsida; Malpighiales; Linaceae.
UUGCCAGAGGUGGUUCCUCGAACUUUGUUUCAAGGAAUCAUUUCCUGGGUUCAAGCCAGGACAGGGCAUAAACUCUUAACUUUGGUAAGGUAUUCCUAUCUUCAAAAUCUUAGUUAUUAUCAUAAUGCCUCAGAAGGAAAAGGAUGAUAGAGAUGAGCCAUGUGAGUCUGCUGACUUGUUAGAGAAGGAAAAGGCAUCUAAGCCAGUGGGCAAAGCUGAAACAUUGCACAAUUCAACAGUUACUCCUUCAUCUAAUCAUUCUCCUCCACAAUCACGUUCAAAGUUGUGUUUACUAAUACCUGCAAUCGUGGUGGUAGCAUUUAUCUGUACUAUGGAGUCGGCAACAUUGAAGGAUCGAUUCGUGGUAUUAAAGCAAUGGCCUAACAUUCCAUCUGUUGUACCAGCAAUACGUCAAAAUAACGGUUACCUCAUGGUCUCGUGCAAUGGCGGGUUGAACCAGAUGAGAACCGGUAUCUGCGACAUGGUUGCCAUUGCUAGAUUCUUGAAUGUCACGCUUAUAGUUCCUGAGCUAGAUAACACAUCCUAUUGGCAUGAUCAGAGUACUUUCGAGGAUAUCUUCGAUACGGAUUACUUUAUUGGGUCAUUAGCAGAUGAGAUUAGGAUACUGAAGGAACUGCCUUCAGAGGAAAAGAGGAGACUGGAAUCACAACCUCUCACUUCUAUGGAACCCAUCUUAUUUCCCAACAUGUCGUAUUACUACAAUACGAUCCUUCCUCAGAUACAAAAGCACAAAGUGCUGCAUUUCCUGAAAGCAGAUGCAAGGAUUGCAAACAAUGGACCCCCUGAAGAGUUCCAAAAGACCAGAUGUCGAGCCUGCUAUGAAGCAUUGAGAUUCACUCCUCAUAUUGAGGAGGUGGGAAGAAAGAUUGUCAGAAGAUUAAAGCAGAAGGGUCCUUUCCUAGUUAUUCAUCUGAGAUACGAGAUGGAUAUGUUGUCCUUUACUGGUUGUACGCUUGGUUUGUCCCAUGAUGAGAUUGUGGAGGUGAUGACAUUGAGGAAGUCUUACCCUUGGUGGAAGAGCAUAGCAGAUCCUCGCAAGAAAAGGAAAGCUGGAUUGUGCCCAUUAAUGCCCGAUGAAAUUGCAUUGGGGUUGCAGGCACUGGGGAUUGACAGAAACAUCCAGAUCUAUAUUGCUUCUGGGGAAAUAUACGGAGGAGAAGCCAGAAUAGCAAAGCUGGCAGAAGCUUUCCCAAACAUGGUAAGAAAGGAAACACUGCUCGAUUCAUCAGAUCUCAGCCAGUUUCAGAACCAUUCAAAUGCAAUGGCAGCUCUGGACUACAUUGUUGCAGUGGAGAGUGAUAUCUUUGUUCCGACAUUCGGUGGGAACAUGGCAUAUGCUGUGGAAGGCCAUCGAAGGUACCUGGGAUUCAGAAGAACCAUUACAGUAGACAGAAAGCUUCUGGUGAGCUUGAUUGAUCAAUACAAGAUUGGGAAACGAAGCUGGAGCGAGUUUUGUUUCAUAAUGAAGGCAGCUCAUGCUGGAAACCGUAUGGGAAAGCCUAAAGAGAGAUUGAAGAUCCCAGAUCAACCCUUCAAGGAGGAUUAUUUCUACUCAAACCCACUUGAAUGUCUCCCACAUUCACCAACCAGCCCCUUGAGCUGA